Molecule: messenger RNA, 1231 nt
Organism: Phyllostomus hastatus (greater spear-nosed bat)
Lineage: Eukaryota; Metazoa; Chordata; Mammalia; Chiroptera; Phyllostomidae
Gene: ZP3
Product: zona pellucida glycoprotein 3
Exons: 8
Coding region: 1-1224 (407 amino acids)
Biological process (GO): egg coat formation; positive regulation of acrosome reaction; binding of sperm to zona pellucida
Cellular component (GO): extracellular matrix
Molecular function (GO): acrosin binding
Source: RefSeq, a predicted model, not a curated record
AUGGCGCCGAGUUGUGGGCUCUUCAUCUGCUUUCUGCUCUGGGGAAGCUUGGAGCUGUGCUACCCCCAGCCCCUCUGGCAGGAUAGGGUCUCCCGCCUUGUGGUGAAGUGUCUGGAGGCUCAGCUUGUGGUCACUGUCAGCAAAGACCUUUUUGGCACUGGGAAGCUCAUCAAGCCUGCAGACCUCACCCUGGGCCCUGAGGGCUGUAAGCCCCUGGUCUCUCUGGACACCGAUGAUGUGGUCAGGUUUGAAGUUGGGUUACAUGAGUGUGGCAACAACCUGCAGGUGUCCAAGGAUUCCCUGGUGUACAGCACCUUCCUGCUCCACAACCCUCGCCCUGUUGGGAACCUGUCCAUCCUGAGGACUAACCGCAUGAAAGUGCCCAUCGAGUGCCACUUUCCCAGGCAAGGCAACGUGAGCAGCCAAGCCAUCCUGCCCACCUGGGUGCCCUUCAGGACCACAGUGUUUUCGGAGGAGAAACUUGCUUUCUUUCUGUACCUGAUGGAGGAGGACUGGACCUCUCAGAAGAGGUCCCCAACCUUCCAGCUGGGAGAUACAGCCCACCUCCAGGCCGAAGUUCACACGGGCAGCCACGUGCCCCUGCUACUGUUCGUGGACCACUGUGUGGCUACACCAACGCUGAAUCGGAGUGCUUCCCCUUCCCACACCAUCGUGGACUUCCAUGGCUGUCUCGUGGAUGGCCUCUUCGAGGCUUCGUCUGCUUUCAAAGCACCCAGACCGGGGCCAGAGACUCUCCAGUUCACAGUGGACAUGUUCCAGUUUGCUAAUGACUCCAGAAACACGGUAUAUAUCACCUGCCAUCUGAAGGUCACUUCGGCUGACCAAGCCCCAGACCAACUCAACAAAGCCUGUUCCUUCAGCAAGUCCACCAACAGCUGGGUCCCGGUAGAGGGCGCUGCUGAGGUCUGCCAGUGCUGUGCGGAGGGUAACUGUGGCAUUUCAGCCCGUUCCAGGAGGCUAGUGGGACAGUGGCACAAGCCUGCUUCCCGCAGUCGCAGACACGUGACAGAAGAGGCAGACGUCACGGUGGGGCCACUGAUCUUCCUGGGAAAGACUGGUAACCAUGGCGUGGAGAGUUCGCCCUCUUCUCUCACCUCUGUGAUGCUGGGGUUAGGCCUGGCAGUGCUGGCGUCCCUGACUCUGGCCACUGUUGUCCUGGGUCUGGCCAGGUGGCGUCAGGCUGCUUUCCACCCUGUGAUGUGACCUGUGU